Molecule: messenger RNA, 989 nt
Organism: Paramisgurnus dabryanus
Lineage: Eukaryota; Metazoa; Chordata; Actinopteri; Cypriniformes; Cobitidae
Gene: dnajc8
Product: DnaJ (Hsp40) homolog, subfamily C, member 8
Cellular component (GO): nucleus
Source: RefSeq, a predicted model, not a curated record
UCCUGUGACGUCACUGUGGCAAGAUGGCGGCUGUAGGCGGAGGCGCGCCGAGCGGUAGCGGCGACGACGCGUUUCUAACCUAUUAUUCAGAGGUGAAACAGAUCGAGAAGAGAGAUUCAGUUUUAACAUCGAAACAGCAGAUCGAGAGAUUACUGAGACCCGGAUCUUCAUACUUUAACCUGAACCCGUUUGAAGUGCUUCAGAUCGACCCUGAAGCCACAGAUGAGGAACUAAAGAAACGAUUUCGACAGUUGUCUAUCCUGGUCCAUCCAGACAAGAAUCAGGAUGAUCCUGAUCGGGCACAACUGGCGUUUGAAGCGGUUGAUAAAGCUUAUAAGAUGCUGCUGGAGCCCGAGCAUAAGAAGAAAGCUUUAGAUGUGAUUCACGCAGGGAAGGAGUACGUGGAGCACAUGAUGGCCCAGAAGAGGAAACAGUUGAAGAAGGACGGGAAGCCCACAGACGUGGAGGAGGACGACCCUGAACUGUUCAGACAGGCAGUUUAUAAACAAACCAUGAAACUCUUCGCCGAGCUGGAAAUUAAGAGAAAAGAACGAGACGCAAAGGACAUGCAUGAAAGAAAGAGACAGCGAGAGGAGGAGAUCGAGACGCAGGAAAAAGCAAAGAGAGAGCGAGAAUGGCAGAAGAACUUUGAGGAGACUCGUGACGGACGCGUGGACAGCUGGAGAAACUUCCAGGCCAAAGGAAAGACUAAGAAAGAAAAGAAGAACCGAACUUUCCUAAAGCCGCCUAAGGUGAAGAUGGAGCAGCGAGAAUAACAAACACACACACACACAGACUUCAUUUUGUACAUAUUUAUGAAUAAUUGUGAUUCUCAUGUAGUAUGAAACAGACUUUGAUCCCAUCACAGUUUGCUGUUGUUGUUUUUUCUGUUGUUUUAUGUUUCCUCUACAAAUAAACCUUUGUUUGUAGAUAUUUGCCGUUGCUAGUUUUUAAUAUUGUACAUAAUUAAACUUCUGUUUCUGAUCUGA